UGGCAACCCACUCCAGUCUUCUUGCCUGGAGAAUCCCAUGGACCGAGGAGCCUGGUGGGCUGUGGUCCAUGGGGUCACACAGCUGGGCAUGACUGAGCGACUCAGCACCCACACAACGAGAUCCAAAUCCGAAAUGCUCCAUGUAGGAAAAACUGAAAGCUUUUCAGGGCCAAGGAGCUGAGGCUGAAAGAAAUACAAUGAACUGGGUAAAGGAAAUGAAGCCCUCAGGGAAGGACAGCCUAGGGAGAGGGAGGGAGAGCUGCAAACAGAAUUCUUCAGUAGGGCUUGCAGCUGGCACCUCAGAGGCCACUCGGAGCCCCUGCCACGCUCCCAGGAGGCCCAGCUGGCCUGGAGAGGUGCGGGCUGGCCACGGCCCAGGAGCCCAGAAGUAGCAGCAGCAGCAGCAACCUCCUGGCCACAAACUCCAGGAGCUGCGCUGACUUUGGGCAGCCUGGCUUCAGGAGUGUUUCUGGCCUCCCCGCAGAGUGGCUGGCUCAUUGCUGGGAAACAGAUGAACUGCAGAUCUUAACUCCUGAGCACAGUCUCAGGUGAGAUGAAGGUGUGGCUCACAAUGAAUGAAGGAUAAAUUGCCCUCUGGAUUUGCAGCCUUAGAUCCAACCCACUGGGACAUUAGGGUGAGAACUGUGUUCUGCUCUAUUCAGGGGCGUUUGGGCCGCCUCAUAUGCACAACUCAGAAAAGAAGAAUGAAAAUAAAUAUGUGUCUUUCAGGGUCAGCACACGGUGCUGCUCAAGGGAAAUGGGGGGGAAUCAAGGUGGCGGAGUACAAGGACGUGGAAUUCACCUCCUCUUGCAAAUACAUCAAAAAUGCUUCUCUAUGCAAACUGAGUGAAAUGGGUGCUUCACGCUGCAGGAGACGAGGAAGGAUGCUGCCGCGUGUCAGAUGGAAGAUGGCCAUCUCCCCCCUGCAGGCACCUAUGUAAACCUACAGAAGGUUUCAAACAGGUUUGGAAGAGGACACACUACCCCGCUGCCUUUUCUCUGGCGGCCUACUAGCAGAUGGAAAAGCAUGGCACAAGUUUGAUGGCUGUGUCUGCUUCCCCAAGGGCAAGAAAUUGCCUCCUUAGAAGGCAACGGUGCUAUGCAUGUUAUGAACUGUGUCUCCUUGGUCAGCGAUAAAGGCAAUGGGAACACCGCCAUGGCAGCCGGCUUCAUGACUGCGCAGGCACCUCCCCCGCCACCUCCCCCGCCCCCGCCCCCGCCCCCGCCACCGCCUCUCUGUCCCUACUCAGGGGAGGGGCUUCCCCCCUCCCCGCCCCCUCCCCCUCCACUGCCGGGGGGGCCUCCGGUGCCCCCACCUCCUCCAGGACUACCCCCAAACUCUCACCUGAACGGCUACAGCCAGCUUGGUAAGAAAAAGCGGAUGAGAAGCUUUUAUUGGAAAACCAUUCCAGAAGAGCAAGUUCGGGGCAAAACCAACAUCUGGACCUUGGCAGCCAGCCAGCAGCAUCACUACCAGAUCGACACCAAGACCGUCGAAGAGCUGUUUGGGCAGCAGGAAGAUGCCACCAUGGCUCCCCCUUCCCGGAGGGGAGGGUCUUUACAUUCGUCCUCCAGGGAGGCCAGAGAAGAGAUUACUCUUUUGGAUGCAAAACGGAGCAUGAACAUUGGGAUAUUUCUUAAGCAAUUUAAGAAGUCACCUCCGUCCAUCGUGGAAGAUAUCCAUCACGGAAAGAGUGAACACUAUGGAUCAGAGACAUUGCGAGAAUUUCUUAAGCUUUUGCCAGAGUCAGAGGAGGUCUACAUGUUUAUUAAUUUGAAUUUAGCUCUGAGAUCCUUAUUUUCUGGAAGGAAUUCUAAGAUAAAGAAACUAAAGACGUUCAGUGGAGAUGUGGCCAAGCUGUCCCUGGCAGACUCCUUCCUGCACUGCUUAAUCCAGGUGCCAAACUAUUCUCUGCGGAUUGAAGCCAUGGUGCUAAAGAAGGAAUUUUUGCCUUCUUGUUCUUCUCUCUACACAGAUAUGACGAUUCUAAGGAACGCUACAAAAGAGCUGAUGUCAUGUGAGGAAUUACAUUCCAUAUUACACUUGGUGCUACAAGCAGGGAAUAUCAUGAAUGCAGGAGGGUAUGCUGGCAAUGCAGUAGGAUUUAAACUGUCUUCUUUGCUCAAAUUGGCAGACACAAAAGCAAACAAACCUGGGAUGAAUCUCCUGCACUUUGUUGCACAGGAAGCCCAAAAGAAAGAUGCUGUGCUUCUAAAUUUUUCUGAAAAAUUGCUUCAUGUUCAGGAGGCUGCCAGAUUAUCUCUGGAUAACACGGAGGCGGAGCUGCACUCGCUCUUUGUCAGGACGAAGUCUCUCAAGGAAAACAUCCAGCGGGAUCGAGAGCUGUGUCAGCAGAUGGAAGAUUUCCUUCAGUUUGCCCUGGAAAAGCUGGCGGAGCUGGAGCAAUGGAAGCGCGAGCUCCAGGAUGAGGCCCACAGCCUCAUCGACUUCUUCUGUGAAGACAAGGACACCGUGAAGCUGGAUGAGUGCCUGCAGAUAUUCAGAGACUUCUGCAUCAGAUUCAACAAAGCGGUGAAGGACAACCACGACCGCCAGGUGCAGGAGCUGAGGCAGCGGCAGCGGCUCAAGGAGCUGGAGCAGAAGCGGCGAUCCUGGACAGCAGGGGAGUUUGGAUUCGGCCGGAGCAGCAGUGAGAACGACGUGGAGCUGCUGAUCAAGAGGGGUGCGGAGGACCUGCCCCCUUUUCUCUGCUGCAGGCCCGCCAGCCCCUCCUACCGGCCCCCCACCACCCGCCGCUCCCGCCUCUCCCUGGACACCAUGGCCGACAGGGAGCUGCUGAGCUUCCUGGAGAGAUCCACAGGCGGCCCCGAGGAACUCAAGCCCAGCAACUCAUCCCAGGGCUGCCUCUGGCAGGUCCCUCCUGACGGAGCCUGCAGGGAGCCUGGAGAACCGAGGGGCCAGGACUCCUGCCUAGCGCACAGACCUCAGGCCUUGGAGGGCCAGGAGGAAGCCCCCCACUCCACCACAGCUUGGGCGAACUGGCUCCCUGCAGCCCACCCCGACAAUCCCUCCUGCGCUUUUCGCCGCCCUCGGCGCAGUGGGGUCAGCACCCUCCGAAAAAGGAACAGCGCACCGGUGGGACUGGAUCCUGUGCGGUCCUCGCCCCCACUCUCACCGUUGGCUCUAGGGAUUAGGGAGCAUGAGCUGGUGACCGGGCUGGCCCAGUUCGACCUCCAGGCUCCCAAGGGCCCCGAGGAGCCGCCCCAGUUGACCGGGAAUGACUGCAGCCCAAUGGAGCUGGUGUCCGUGGGGGAAGCGAGCCCACCGUCCCUGGGCGCCCCCAACAGCAGCCCGACGACGCCCGUGGGCAGAGGUGCCCGAGUGGGUCCCAGCCCUGUCCCCCAGGAUGGCGAAGCUGCCCCUUAUGAGCCCAGAAGCGCAGCUCCGCUCUCUGAGGGGAGUAGCGACCCUGACAGCCAAGAUCCUGGGCCUCUGUUCUGCAUUUCGGACACCAGCGACUGCUCGCUGACCCUGGACUGCUCUGAGGGAGCCAACUCCAGACCCUUAGAGGGGGACCCGGGCGAGGCGGGCGAUGGGGAGGGCUCUGUGUCCCCCAGGGCCUGGGAGACGGGCGGCAGUCAGGCCUCCUCCAACCCCAUCUGCAGCCCGACUGUGGGGGCUCCCGCUGCUGCCUCCACCCCCGGCUCAGGCUCCGUCUCAGGGAAGAGCGAGCCGGAGAGCUGCAAGGGCGGCCCGCCCAGGGACAGGCCGGCCAGAGCGAGGGAGGCGACGGCCCUCAGGAGGAGCUCCCCCAGAGAGGCUCCGCCGUUGGCGGGGCCGCCCCGGGCCGGGGCUGCCCGGCGGAGCACAGGGCCGGCGGGGCCAGUGCGGCCGGUGGGGCCCGUGCGGCCGGUGAGGACGCUGACCGGCUGCGAGAACGAGAGCAUGCGCAGGGUCGUGCCCAUCUCGCGCGCCGGCCGCGCGCCCCCGGCAGCCAAGGGCAGCCCCCGCGAGGCCGCCAGCGGGCCCGACCCGCCCCUGCCGCUGGCGCGCCGCAGCUCCAUGCGGGGGACCGCGGACGCGUCGCCAGCGAGGCCCACGACGGCGCCGGCGGCCCGCCCCGGGAGGGAGCCCCCUUCUCUGCUCCGGAGCUCCUUCAGGAAGCCCAGCGCCAAGCCCGUGCGCAACGUGCCGCGGCCAAAGCCCGAGGAGGACAAGGCGUGCCGCUCCGGCGCCCAGGGCCCCGACGGCCCCGGAGAGCCGCCCCGCGCCGCGCUGGCCGCCAGCGUGCCCCGGGGCCCGGCCCCAGUCCCCAGCUUCGCUCGCAACACGGUCGCCUCCUCAUCUCGAAGCCAGAGGCUCGACUCUCCCGCUCCGGCCAGGGCCCCCGGCCUCACCCGGACCAUGUCUCAGCGGCAGCUGAGAGUGAAGGGCGGCCCCGAGGGCGCCGCCCCCAAGGACAGCGGCGCCCUCCGGCGGGCCGGCAGCGCCCGCACCCUGCGGAAGGGGUCCGAGUCGGCUGAGGGCCCCGGGGCCGGCGCCGAGACCCCGCCGAAGGGCCAGUUGAAGGAGGCCAACCGCGCGGCGCUGGGGAGGGGGCUUCAUCCCUUACGUAAGUGAGGGGCGUCCGCUCUCCCCGCUUGCCUUCUGGGGUUCGGAUGGUGAGGACUGACUUGUGCGAAAGGCCGACCCUGAAUGUCUUCCACAUAGAACCCCUCGCUGGGGCCGCCUGCCAGUGUCCCUGAAGGUGUAGCCUACUGGACCCACAUCCCCGCUGGACCGAUUGGCCCCGGAGGUGGACCUGGUGAGCCCCGUCCUCCAAACACAGAGAGCGGUGAACGACUCAGACAAGGUCGUUGUCUGACUCAGCAUCAUCUGAUGUUCUUAGGUGACGAGUAACAAACAAGAUUUGGGGGCCAGUUUUUAUAUAUCAGUGACAUUUUUUACUAUUAUAAAAAUUAAACGUUGUUUUAGUUGGCUCCUUCCACAGAGUGAAAUGCCUCCCGGGGGGAAAUGGUGAAGGUAUUUUUUAUCUUCCUAGUUCCCUGGCCUCAGGGUUCCACCUGCCCAUGCUGUGCAGCUGGCAACUGGACUUCGCCGCAAAGCCUUUGGGUGUCCUGUGGUUGGCACCGUCUUCCUGAAGACUCUCCCUUGCUCAUCUCCACCUGCUACCUUUGGUGAGGUGAACAGGAGGGAAAGCGAAACUGCUGGACAGAAAUCCGGUGCUCCCUGUGUAUUGGGGCUGUGGGGCAAGCCUCCCCUGUAGACGGGUGGCGGCCCCUGAGAGAACGCUGGAGCUUCCAGAAUUUAGAGGUGCCAUAUUUUGAUGGAAGGUCAUCAGGGACUCUUCAGCUGAGCACAUCUUUCCCGUUCUCCGUUUUCUCAUUUGAGUAUUUGUUGUAACACUGAGCGAAGGCUGCUAUGACUUGUGUUCACUCUAGUUCCUCCAGGGAGGAAUAAACCCAGACUUUCUCCUUUGCUAAUGUGACCUGGAGCCUAGAGAGAAAGAUUCACUUUCUCUCUCCACGAUAUUUUUAAAUGUUGAUGUCUGUCCUUUGGUACAAUGGUUUUAAAUCCUGAGAAAAACCAGGUCAAGUUUUUAAAACCAGACCAAAAUUGAAGUUGCUUUAAGAAGACUUUAUAUUAUCAGGAAAAUUUUGAAGGAAAAAAAAGUAAAGCUUCAUUCAAAAGAGGAAAACAUACUACUCAGAUCCAAUUUCACUGUUUCCGUCCCAUCUAGCUAAUUGGGAAGUGGCAUUCUUGAAACAUUUUUGUUAUUUAAAAAUUGCCCCUCCUCCCACUUUUUCACUUUUGAUCACUUAUUAGUGAAACUUUGUUUUAGAUCUGACAGUGGGAGGUGGAUUUAGGCAAAUAUAGUAAUGUAUUCCUGGUGAAUCCAUACGGUUGAUGUUACAGUCUUGCUCCUAUAGAAUGUUGCCCCCCAUCCAAAUUAAUUGGAAACUCUGAGCUUCCAUUAAGUCCGCCAAACUCAAAAGGAAAACAAGGCGCCUGACCACAAAACCUCUUAUAAAAAUAGCCCUGAGUAGUAUUUCCAGGGCUCCACAAAGAUGGUUGUGAGAAUCCUGAGCCAUUUUUCGUCAUCUCAAAAAGCCUUUAAAAAAAAUUAUGUAUUUAACCAUGCAGACAAAACUGUUUGAAACCUAGGGCCUGUGAAAGAGGUCAAAAGUUUGUGGGUUUUUGGGUAGUGUCAGGGUUAUGGCCCCUUGGGAAACCCUGGAAAGCAGGGUCCAAAUCCCUUUUCCCUCACUGAUGCUGUGAGGCUUUGGCAAGUCACCCCCUCUCCUUAAGCCUCUGUUUCCCAGUCUGCAUAAGUGGGGGCAUGGCCUCUGCUGUGGUCUUCAAGGGUCCUUCCAACUCCCAGAGUCCAAGUCAUCGUGAACAGCCAAGAACCCAUCUCUGCCCUGGGAUCAGCUUCCAAAACUAAACUCCAACAUUUCCACGGUGGAGGUCUCACAUAAAGGCUCGCUCGGAAGAAAGCUCCUUCAGAAUGAGUUGUUGGUUUGAAAUCUAAUAAGCUGAGUUUCCUGAGAAGUGGCGUUUUGCUUAGCCCUGUGGACCACUUGUUUGCAUCUGUGUGAGCGGGUGAUCAUUCUAUUACCUUUUAUUGGUAGUAAGCUUGGAAAAUAAUUUAAAUAUAUAAUGCAGAAAUGUAAAUAAGUUUAUAUAUAAAUUUUAAGAUGAACUGAAUGUAUUUAAAGGUCCAUUUAUAUGUUUGUUCUUUUAUGUAAUGUGUAGUUUAAUAAAGCUCAUGUUUAUGAGA
Molecule: messenger RNA, 6743 nt
Organism: Bubalus bubalis (water buffalo)
Lineage: Eukaryota; Metazoa; Chordata; Mammalia; Artiodactyla; Bovidae
Gene: FHDC1
Product: FH2 domain containing 1
Exons: 13
Coding region: 1100-4582 (1160 amino acids)
Biological process (GO): actin filament polymerization
Cellular component (GO): cytoplasm; actin filament
Molecular function (GO): microtubule binding; actin binding
Source: RefSeq, a predicted model, not a curated record